AGUCAGCGGGAACCGGGCAGGGCGCAGGCCGACUUCACUGAGCUGCUUGGCGGAGUUGAUUUGAUUUGUAAAGUUUGACAAAUCUUUAUCAGCAAAGAGACAAACUUUGAGAGUUUCAGACCUAUGGUUACCAUUUAACGUCCUUCUAUAUUGCUACCAAAAGGUAUCAAUGGAACUUCAUCACUGCCCAGCCUUUGUUACCCGCACAGGCACUGCAACAGUUAGGGUGCUGGAUUUUGGGCAGCCAGGAUUACGAAAUCCCAGUCCAGUUAUUAAAGAUGAAUGUGAAUUCCUUAUUGAAGAAUAUCUUUCUCCUUCCAAAUUGCGAGCCCUGACCAAAACAGAGGACCUACGACAGGUGAAAGUUCUGGAGAUGUGCGUAGACACACAGGAUAACAGUCUUGGAAAUUUUGGUACUCAUUUGCCCAGUUUGGUUCAACUGAAGCUGAAUAGCAGUUUCAUCGCAUCGGUAAGGGAUCUUGGGACAUCAUUAACAAAACUGCAGGUGCUCUGGAUGGCUCGCUGUGGCCUUAAAGACUUGGAUGGAAUUCCUUCCUUCUGUUCAUUAAAGGAACUAUAUGUGGCAUAUAACAGUAUUUCAGAUGUCAGCCCGGUGAGCAUGCUGGAACACCUUGAAGUACUAGACCUGGAAGGGAACAACAUUGAUGAUAUUGUACAAAUCCACUUUGUAGCUCUGUGCAGCAAGCUGAACACACUCACACUGGAGGGGAACCCAUUUUGCUCACAACAAAAUCCAGGGAUCCCUGAGGAUUCAAAUUCUAACUACAGGGAGACAGUUAAAAAGCUAAUCCCACACUUGAAGUAUUUGGACGACAUUCCUGUGAAUGAGGCCUGCAUUCAGUCUAACUGUACCAUCAAUAAGGAUUGGCUUAUUGUGAAGGAAGCCAUUAAGGAUGGCAUCUCAGCUGAGGACCUUGAAAAUUUAGAUGACAGUAUUACCAUUGGGAGAUCAGCUUCUCGAAAGCACCAAAGUUGUACACCUCAAAAGUUGUCAGCUUCUCAGAGGCCACACAGCGCUGGAAGACUCUCCACAGGGUCUACUGUUGGCAUCUUACGAACAAGAAUUCCUGAUAGCAGGCUUUAUGAUGGUGCAAGUGACCUAACACAUGGUGCCAGCAGCAUAUUUUGUGGAAAUCCUGUCACAGCUCUUCGAGCCCGGAGGAAGAAGCAAGGUGUAUCAAGUGAUGGAGCAGGGAACUGGUUCAGUCCGUAUACACACUUGCCAGAACAUACCUAUGAUUCACUAGAAAUCGAUAGCAGAACCCGAGAUGAUAUUUUUGCAGAACUGAGAGCUUGGCGGAACGAACACAGUAGGCGCCUUGAAGCUAUUUUGAAGGAACAAGAACCACAAGUGUUGAAGAUUGAUCAUAAUGAUAAUGAUGUCCUGAGCAUUCAUUCAGGUGAUGAGGAGAAGAAAGAUAACUGCUCUGAUGAAUGGACUGGCUCUGUUUCACAAGAAACUCCAUGCUUGUCGCCUUUAGUCACUUCAUCCCCAAAUUUUUCUCCCGAUAUGGAAAGCUUGCUGGUUGCAGACUUUAAUCGAACAUUGUCUCCCGUUCCUCCUUCUCCUCAAGAAGUAUCUGCAAGAUCACAGAAAGUACUUGACUUUAGGGUUAGACGUUUAAGAAGGCCUGUCCAGGUCGAAAGUGAAUCAUUGCAAGAAGGAGAUGAGGACUCUGCUGUGUUUGAUGAAGACAAAGAAGCUGUAUAUUCACAUGAAGUUAAAUCAAGAAGUAAGCUUGAAGACAGGAUCGAGAGCCUAAGACCAGUUUCUGGACCAGCUACAAUCAGAUUAAGAAGUGUGAAGCCAAGUGUUGAUAAAAGGCCUCAAAAAAUUAUUGACAGUCAUCAGCCAAUAAUUCGUUCAUCUACAAAAACACCUGAAAGGCCUCUCUCCCUGAACCCUGUGCGACCCCUGACUGCUAAGGCUGCACUGCAGCGAUUGCCAAACAGACCAUUGCUUCUGCCCAACAGAGGAAACAAGACAACAAGCUGAUGGUUACAGCAGUUCUGGAAAGUGACGUCCAAUUUGUGCUUCGUUGUAAUGAAAACCUUUUAAUUAAGACUUUUGAGCACGGGAAAAGAAGAAACACUUUGUACUACACUUGUCUUGCUAGUUUCAAUUCUGGUCGUGGAGGUGAAAAGGAUGGGUAAGCCAGUCACACACAUGCCUGUGUUGUUGUAUACCCACACAGAAUUAACAUAUAUUACUGUUUAAAUGGUUUGCUGUUGCAGAUCUUUAUAAACCAACAAAUAUACAGUCACAUUACCUGACUUACUGUACAUGUUUACUAACCCUACUGUAUUUUCCGAAGAAGAUUUA
Messenger RNA from Hemiscyllium ocellatum (epaulette shark), 2344 nucleotides. RefSeq names its product leucine rich repeat containing 56 (gene lrrc56). The record is from RefSeq and is a predicted model, not a curated record. Bases 170 to 2017 code for a protein of 615 amino acids. Gene Ontology annotation, molecular function: protein binding. The transcript has 15 exons. Lineage: Eukaryota; Metazoa; Chordata; Chondrichthyes; Orectolobiformes; Hemiscylliidae.